Molecule: messenger RNA, 2676 nt
Organism: Plasmodium gallinaceum
Lineage: Eukaryota; Apicomplexa; Aconoidasida; Haemosporida; Plasmodiidae
Product: acetyl-CoA synthetase, putative
Exons: 1
Coding region: 1-2676 (891 amino acids)
Biological process (GO): acetyl-CoA biosynthetic process
Molecular function (GO): acetyl-CoA synthetase activity
Source: RefSeq, a predicted model, not a curated record
AUGAAUAAUAUAAAUAGCCAUGGAAAUAUUUCUAAAAUAGAUUCAGGACAAAUAAGUUCUAUUGAUAUUGAUGAAAGUAUUUUUAUUAAUAGAAAAUCUUAUCCAGUGAAUGAGUUAUACGAAGAUGAAAAUAAAAAGGGAAACAAUCAAAUAGAGAAUUUUAAAUCAUAUAAAGAAAUGUAUGAAGAAAGUAUAAAAAAUCCAGAAUUGUUUUGGGGGAAUAUAGGGAGAACUAGUUUAAGAUGGUUUAAGUUAUUUACUAAAGUUUAUUCAGGUGAUUUUAGAAAGGGAAAUGUAAGUUGGUUUGUUAAUGGGAAGAUAAAUGCUUGUGAAAAUUGUGUUGAUAGAUGGGCCGAGAUACAUCCCAAUAAAACAGCUAUUAUAUGGGAAAAGGAUAAUCCAAAUGAAUAUAAAAAAAUAAGUUAUCAAAAGUUGUUAGAGAAUACUUGUAGAGUUGCAAACUUAUUAAAAAUAUAUGGUGUUAAAAAACAAGAUACUGUAACUAUUUAUUUACCUAUGAUUCCAGAAUUAGUUUAUAGUAUGUUAGCAUGUGCUCGAUUAGGUGCUAUACAUAAUGUUGUUUUCGCUGGGUAUUCAGCAGGUAGCUUAAGUGAUAGAAUUAUUGAUUCUAAAUCGAAAAUUUUAAUUACCUGUGAUUUUGGUUUAAGGGGAGGUAAAUUAACAAAAUUAAAGAAAAUUGCUGAUGCUGCUAUGGAUUUAUGUGGAACUAUAGAGAAGUGUAUUGUUUUUAAAAAUAAAAUGAAAAUAAAUGAAAGCAAUAUAUACCUGAAAACUCCAAUGCAAAAUCAAUUUUAUCAUUCAGCUAGUAUUGAUUCCCAAAAUAUUAAAGAUUCUAUCAAGAUAUCUGGUAGCAGUUCAAAAAUAAAAAACAAUGGAUCCGAUAUAAAUGAAAAUGUGUCUGAUCAAAUAAAUAAUAAUAGUUUGAAUAUUAUCUCAAAAAGUGAGACGAGUGAAAAAAGUUAUAUGGACAUUUAUGCAAUGAAUAAUAAGACUCCAGAUAAAACUAUUUUAAAACCAAAUAGUAUAUGUAGUAAAACUUUAUAUCCACAAAACGUGUGCACUAAAGCAGACAAUACAAGUUUUAGAAUCCAUGAAAAUGGAAAAACAAAUAAUAGUGGUGACAUAAUAAAUAAUGGAGAAGAAUUAUGUAGUUAUAAUAAUGACAUAAAAUGUAAAAGUAUUGCAUCUCCGAAGUACCAAGAUAUGGAAGAAAAACAAUUUCAAAAUAAAACAAUGGAAAAUAUUCCUAGUAAUUUUGAUGAAAAUAUUUGUACCUUAAAAGAAGGUCGUGAUGUAGAUGGAUCAUCAUUAAUGAAGAAUAUGAGACCUUAUUGUCCUAUUGAAUAUGUAGAUAGUGAAGAUUUUCUUUGUUUGUUAUAUACAUCUGGUUCUACAGGAAAACCCAAAGGUGUAGCACAUACAACUUCUGGUUAUUUAUUGUAUGCUUAUACAACUUGUAAAUAUAUUUUUGAUGUAACUGAAAAUGAUAUAUUUGGAUGUGUUGCUGAUAUUGGAUGGGUUACUGGACAUAGUUAUGUUUUAUAUGGACCAUUAUUAAAUGGAAUUACUACUGUUUUAUUUUCAUCUAUACCUACAUAUCCAGAUUGUGGUAGAUAUUGGAAUAUGAUAGAAACUCAUAAAGUAACGCAAUUCUAUACAGCUCCCACUGCUCUUAGGGCUCUUAUGAAACAUGGAGAUCACUGGGUAGAAAAUUAUGACUUAUCUUCUUGUAGAAUUUUAGGAAGUGUAGGAGAACCUAUUAAUCCAGAAACUUGGAGAUGGUACUAUAAUGUAGUUGGAAAAAAAAAAUGUGUUAUUGUUGAUACAUAUUGGCAAACCGAAACAGGUGGAAUUGUUAUUGCACCAAUACCCAAUUUAUUUAAAUUAAAACCAGGAUGUGCUACUCUUCCUUUUUUUGGAGUUGAAUUAGAAAUUUUAGAUUCAAAAACUUUAAAUCCAUUAAAAGGUCCAAAUGUUUGUGGGUUAUUAUGCAUAAAAAGUCCAUGGCCGGGAAUGUUAAGAACAGUUUAUGGAAAUCAUAAUAGGCUAAUUAAAACUUAUUUUGCAACAUGUCCUAAUUACUAUUUUACCGGGGAUGGUGCAUAUAGGGAUGAAGAUGGUUAUUAUUGGAUUUCUGGUAGAAUAGAUGAUACUUUAAAUGUUUCAGGGCAUAGGUUAGGAGCUGCUGAGAUCGAACAUGCAUUAGUUCAACAUUUUUAUAUCGCUGAGGCAGCUGUUGUUUCCUUUUUUCAUAAAGUGAAGGGAGAAGGAAUUUUAUGUUUUGUUGUUAAAAAAAAAGGAGACUUAAAAAAUUAUGGAAAGGUUACUAAUGAGAAGAAUGUCAUUUUAUCUUCCACACAUAAUAUAGAAGAUCUGGAAGAUUUUAAAAAAACAUAUACUGAUGAAAAAUUAAUAGAAGAAUUAAAGUUACAGGUUAGACAAGUCAUAGGACCUAUUGCUACUCCAGAUCUUAUUUGUAUUGUCCCUGAUUUACCUAAAACAAGAAGUGGAAAAAUAAUUAGGAGAAUACUUAGAUGCAUAGCUAACGGCUUGAAUGAUUAUGGGGAUAUAACUACUGUUGCUAAUUAUGAAAUUAUUGAUGUUAUUAACAAUAAAUUUAAUGAAUGUAAAGAAAAUUUUCAUUUUACAAUAUAA